AUGAGGAUCUUCCAGGCUAGACUCUCAAGUCAUAUAAAUCCGCAUUAUCAUCUCAAAAUAUGUGAGAAGAUAAACCACGUACCUCUAAAAAGACCUUGGUGUGGCGACAUUGGGCGAAUGGCAGUAGCAAAAUGUGACUACUGCCAAUUGUCAAUUAGCUUUUACUUUUCAAUCAUGGACAUCUCCAGAGACUUGGCUAUCUGCAUAUUUUUUUAUGUAGAGUACAAGGAAGAAAACGUCAAAAAGUACAAAAAAAUGCUAGAAAAAGAAGACUAUGAGAUUUGUUACAACACUAGGCCUAACGAACCCAUCGUGGUUAUGAAGAAGAGAAUUCUCCAUGAACCUGAUCGAUACCAUUUAUAUACGGAUAAAUGAUGACUUAUUCUUUUCUAAUAAAUUUGCACUGUAUUUUUUUUUUUAGCUGAUCGGACCCAUUUUGCAUUGUUUUUUUUUUUGUGAGCUUUCUAAUUUUUCAGUGUCGAUAUAAACACCCUCGGGUGCACUGGGCAAAGGUUUUCUAAAUCGCACACUCAGUGUGUCUGAACAUUGUGAUUGCUUUCACUGAUAUAUUAGCUGCACUAUAAUAAAAUUAUUUAUCAGGAGUUUCAGUAAAUGAUUAAAACUUGUUUGAAGGAUUGGGGGGAUACACAGUCUCUUCUUUUAUAGCUAAUAAGAGGCAAUCAAUAUCUCAUCCUCCUGAUGUAACAAAAAGAUAUACAGCGCUGUCAAAAAAGUAAAAAUCAUCCUACAAUGAGUGAAGGAAAAAACCAUGUGGGAAACGUUUCUCACGGAUUUAUUGCUUCAAAUAGG
Messenger RNA from Mucor mucedo, 810 nucleotides. RefSeq lists its product as uncharacterized. The record is from RefSeq and is a predicted model, not a curated record. Bases 1 to 375 code for a protein of 124 amino acids. NCBI's taxonomy places the organism in Eukaryota, Fungi, Mucoromycota, Mucoromycetes, Mucorales, Mucoraceae. The transcript is spliced from 2 exons.